UAUCUAUAUUUAAGAUAACAGAUAUCUUGGAAUAAUGAUAACGCCAUUGUUUGAAAUCACACAAGAUGAUAUAUUCCUGUAUAUCAUGAUUAAAGCUCCUUAUUCCAAAGUAUCAGAAGCAGAUAUAUACAUAGAGGAUGGAAGCUUUAGAUUCCAUGCAAAGCCAUACUUUUUACGGCUCAGUUUUUCUGCCUCACUCACUGAAGAUGACAGAGCAAGCUGUGUUUAUGAUGUUGAAAAUGGAGAGUAUAAACUAAAAAUAGCUAAAACUGAUCCUGGAACACAUUUUGAAGAUCUUGAUAUGUUGACCAAAUUAUUGACACCAGCAGGAGAGAGACAGGUGAAGAAACCAUUGAUUGAAGUUAUUGAGAAUGACGAUAAUGACGGAAUCGGUGAAGAUGAUGAGCAGUUUGAUUGGAGUUAUCCUCAAUUUCUUCCCAACAAUGAACCAACAGAAUCUUUGAUCGGAUGUGGAUAUGGAUUUGCCAAUUCGAAGUCUGGUGUAUUUUCAAAACUUCAAGAAGACAUUCACGAUGUGAUACAAAUCCGAAAUAUAGAACAAUCGUCUAUAGAAAGCAGAAGUUCUGAAAGAGUUGAAUAUGAAAAUGAUAAAUUUAAUCCGGAACAUUAUUUAGCUGAUUUAUUCGAAGAAACAAAUAUUGAAGAAUUGAUCAAUUUGACUCCACCUUGGAAAACUGCUAAAGCUGAUGGAAUCAAUUUUAGUGAGAAAGAUAAAUUUAUUUUGAAGAAUUUUCCGAAUAUAGAAUAUCUUCUUGAUAAAGCCCAAACGCAAUCUGUUUAUAUGGGUCUUGUAGACAUUUUAUUCAGUUAUGCUUACAAUUGGAGAUGUACGGAAGGUGAUUACAGUGUGGAGUCACCUUGGAAUAUAAGGACUGUAAGCACCACUUUAUCAUGGUGUGCUACUGAUUCGCUUAUUCACAAAACUUUAAUAAACUCGUACAGACGAUGCUUGAUAUUUCCUCUGUAUAGAAAUUGGAAAUUGACAAAGGCAUGUCAUAAGGAUGUUGCAAAAAUUUUGUUGAACGGCAAGAAGUUUAUUUUAAAAUGCUUGUUGCAAAUUCAUGACUUAUUCGCAAAUAGCGAUCCAUAUUAUGUGCUCAAUGAUAUCUAUAUAAGAGAUUAUUGCAUUUGGAUACAAAAGUCUGGACCAGAUGUUAUACAAUCUUUAUCCAAAGCUGUUAAAGAAGUGAAAAUCAAGAAAAAAGAAGUUGAACUUGAUCUUGUGGAGUUGGAAAAAGCCGCACAUUUAAUGUUGGAGGAACAAGAAUCCGAGGAAUCAGAACAUUCAUUAUCGGUAAAAGAUUCUACAGAUGAAAUAUCAUGUAAAAUUGAAGAAUUGAAAAUAUGAUUGGAUAAAAGAAAGUCAUGUCUGUGCUAAAGUGUCUGUGAAUAGUGUGAACACUAUGGAAACAAAUUUGCUUCAGAACAGGCAGAGUCUCGAAGUUGGAAUCACAAUUUAUUGAUGAUUGUGGACCCCAGUGGCCACCUCCUCUUUUGGAAAUUCGAUGGCCCUUCGAAACCCUACUGAACACAGUUCAAUGUCCGCGUGGUAUACCUUCAUAUCCAUUCUAACGCUACUGAUUUUUUUCUCGGAUUAUGAUAUUUCUUCCUGGAUAUUUUAUUGCAGAUGUCGGAUAUUUCUAACUGUGAUAGAGCGGGCAGUAUAUCACAACUCGGUGGGCGCGUGCCGUGUGCUAGCCACCGCACCCCUGAUUACCCCGCCUAAGAAAAUAUAAUCCUAUCAAGGUCAUAGCUGGCUCCAAAUUUGAGAUGGGGUGGCGAGACUGUUUUCUGCGACAUACUUGCCAAUAGAUUCUACUGUUUGUGAAGUCUAUAGCCCUCGUGGUAAGCACUUGCAAUAGUGCACGAGAAAUCCUCCUGCGUUCUCAAAGUGUCAUGAAUUGUGUUAUGUUUGAAUUCAGUAUAUACCUUUGGCGAUUAAUAUUUGUGCUGCAUGCAGGAUUUCUAGAUUGUGUGAUUAAUACAUGUUCU
Molecule: messenger RNA, 2013 nt
Organism: Styela clava
Lineage: Eukaryota; Metazoa; Chordata; Ascidiacea; Stolidobranchia; Styelidae
Product: protein SHQ1 homolog
Biological process (GO): box H/ACA snoRNP assembly
Cellular component (GO): cytoplasm; nucleoplasm
Source: RefSeq, a predicted model, not a curated record